AUGGCAGAGUCAACGCUUACACAGUACGGUUUCCGCUUCGCUGACUGGGCCGGAGGUGAAGCCUCUGCCCAAGACUACGGCAUCUCGCAUGCCGUGGUCGUGCCACCCAAUGUCAGCCGAAUCAUAGUUGGCGGUCAGCUUGGCAUCAAGGACGACGGCUCGAUUCCUGGGAAUAUCGAGGAUGAAAUCAAAGAAGCCUUCGAACAUGUUUCUCGCAGUCUCAAGGCGGCCGGUCUUGGUGAUGACGCUUGGGAGCAUGUCUAUUCCGUGAAGACUUUUGAAGUUGCGCACAAUGGCAAAGGCAUUGCUGGUGUGGUGAUCCCAAUUGCAAAGUCUUAUCUGAAGAAUACCCGACCUGUGUGGACGGGCGUGGAGGUUAAAUCUUUGGUCUUCCCUGGGCUACAUAUUGAAAUCACUGUCGAGGCCUAUUUGCCGAAAUAG
Molecule: messenger RNA, 441 nt
Organism: Colletotrichum gloeosporioides
Lineage: Eukaryota; Fungi; Ascomycota; Sordariomycetes; Glomerellales; Glomerellaceae
Exons: 2
Coding region: 1-441 (146 amino acids)
Source: RefSeq, a predicted model, not a curated record